AUGCCACUGGCCGCCGCCGGCUCGGUGGCCAUCUACUGCGGGGACGGAGCGUUCGGCUGGACGGUGGCCGGCCGGCUGCUGGUCAACACCGCCCUGGGAGCCGGUGACGGCCAGGCGCGCGCCUAUGUGGCUGAAGUAGCGGCGCCGGCGCAGCGCGCGGUACUCUCCACAGCUGUGGGGCUGCUGCUGUUCGUGGGUCAGCUGGUGGGCCUGGCACUGGCCUCGGUCUGGCGCUGGCCGCUGCAGCAGCUGGUCUGCACCUGCGCGCCGGCCGCGCUGGGCGCGCUCGGCCUGCUACUAUUGCCCGACACCGCACAGUGGUUGAUGGCCCGCGGCCGAGACGAGAAGCUGGCCGCCGACGCGCUGGAUUUCUACCGUGGGCGAGAAUUUGACACCUCCAGUGAGAUCGACAACAUCCGAGCCUCUGUGGAGGAGGCGGGCGCGCCGCUGGGCCGCACCGCCGUCGGCUGCGCCACCAUCGCCGCUGGGGACCUGCUGGGCGCUGAACACGCGGCCAGCGGCUGGCUGGCGCUGGGCGGCGCGCUGGUCUGUCUGCUGCCCUACAGCACGCUGCUCACCGCCAUCACAUUCAACUACCUGGGCGAGCUGCUGCCGAACAGCGUGCGCUCCCUGGCCGUUAGCCUGGUGAUGGGAUGGUUCGGCCUUCUGGUCUUCGUCUCGCUACAGCUGUAUGAACCGCUGCUCGGUGCCAUCAGCGUGGGAGGGGUGUUUCUGGUUCACGCGGCAAUCAGUCUCCUGCAGGUCCUGUAUGCCUCCACCCUGCUGCCAGAGACUCACGGCCUCACCCUCGAGCAGAUUCAGCAGCGCUUCUUCGACACUAAACCCCAGACGGCGCCCGUCGAGCUGGAAACGGCGAACGGCGACCGGGCGUCGCCGGAAAGGGACUCCUCUGGCGGAGCUUAG
This is a messenger RNA of Amphibalanus amphitrite, 924 nucleotides long. RefSeq names its product facilitated trehalose transporter Tret1-like. The record is from RefSeq and is a predicted model, not a curated record. Bases 1 to 924 code for a protein of 307 amino acids. Gene Ontology annotation, biological process: transmembrane transport. Lineage: Eukaryota; Metazoa; Arthropoda; Thecostraca; Balanomorpha; Balanidae. Gene Ontology annotation, molecular function: myo-inositol:proton symporter activity. Gene Ontology annotation, cellular component: membrane. The transcript is spliced from 2 exons.